CUUUCAACUUCAACUUCGACACCUUUAUCGUUCACCGUCCAAUCGUCAACACCUCGCUGCUGUAUUCGACAGCCACAGCCAUGACAGCUCCUUCCUAUUCUCUUCAGCCGUUUAAUGUCGAACAUAGGUGAGGCAUCGAGCCUCAUGAUCUCUUUUCCGCUUAUUAAAGACAGCUCGCUAUGUCGUGGGAUCUACUCCAGCGCUUUAUCGAGAGUGAUGUCUUUAACCAGAAUCCCUUCCUCUCCGUCUCCUAUCUAUCCCGAUAUGCCGACCAUGUCGGAAUCCACUAUGUUUUGUGUUCCAAGCUCCGCCAAUUCCCAUACGAGGAUAUCGAAUUCUUCCUGCCCCAGUUGUGUCACCUUAUAAUAAGCGUCGAUAAUGAGUCUAUGGCAUUGGAGGAGUUUUUGUUAGAUCUUUGCGAGGAAUCCGUCACAGCCGCACUUCUGACGUUUUGGCUUUUCCAAACUUACCUGCGCGACCUCGCUUCGACGCCGCAGUCACAAGCCUUCAAGACAUGUCGGAGAGUUUAUAAUAAGGUACAACAUAUUGUGUUCGGGUUGUCGGACACAGCAAGACAUGAAAAGAUCAAAGAGAACAUUUUGCCUGUCACAGUGCUUGCGAGUUUUGUCUUGGCCAGCGUCGGCCUUCCAAGCUUGCCGCAAUGGGCCGGCCCUCUAGCUGUAGCACAGGCGAGGAAAUCCCAUCCAUCCAUCAACGUCAUAUCCGAAACGAACCAAACGAGCCAGCCAAGCCCUCCGACCCAUAUGUCUAAGGUUACUAGGAGCCAGACUGUCACCGGAAACACAACGAGGUCACGACGGCCCCGUGAACUGGCUCGGAUUGGGAGUAUAUCUGAUUCUAGGCAAUCCGUUUCGUCUCCUAAAAAAUCACCGUAUCCGCAUCCUCAUCCUAGCACUCCCACGCUUGCGAGUCCUGGAGCUGAUGGAGAAGCUACAUUCGAACCACGAAAACCGGGCUAUAUCGACAGUAAAAUGUUAGAAGCUCAUUUAAGCUCGUCAUCUCUUCCUCUUCCCGAGGUAAGAUCACCGAGGGUGAUACGACCUAUAACUCCGCUCUCCGCUGGCCUACCACGUCCGAUGGACACGAUCUCACGCAGGCAUUCUCACCAUGCAAAGACAUCCGCAAGCUUAGCGGAAAUGACCAUGGCUCAGAAAGCGAAGUUGCUUCGGCAAAACUACUUUCAUUGCCAAACAGCAUUCCUAGCGGCGCUCGAGGAUAUAUCUAAUCGACUAGUCAUAGUACCAAAGCCGGCUCGCCUUAGUGCCUUGCGGGCCGAACUUGCACUGAUUGCUAGGGAUUUGCCCGCUGAGCUAGAUAUCCCAAUCAUAUGUCCACCCACUUUGGUAGAUGGCUCGCCGGCAAAGAGUCGUCAUCAUCGUAUCGUAAGGGUAAACCCUGCCGAAGCCACUGUCCUGAAUAGUGCCGAAAAGGUACCAUAUCUGCUUAUGCUCGAGAUCCUUCGGGAUGAUUUCACCUUCGACCCUAGCUCCGGGGAGAAUCAGAGGCUGCUUGGUAAUCUAGUAGCUGAACAAGGGACUCGCAAGCGCCUUUUUGAUUUAUCCGAUUCACAGAAGUCCCAAGCUACCGAGAGAAUUUCUGAGCCCAACUUGGAAAAGAUUGAUAGUGUCUUCGAACCAACUUCGGGGGAUCUAGGAACUUCGCCGAUGCUUAAACCCUUUGACCAUGACGAAACCACGAACAAAAGAAAUGGGAAGCAACCUGCUCACCAUAGGACCAUAACCAACGGCACAGUAAAUGUAUCUACAUCGCUUGACCUAACUCCGUCGCGUACUUCGCCGACAUCGACGUCCAGGUCGAGCAGUCCAGGGGCACUGAGAAGAAUAACGUUGUCGAACCAGCGUAACACGUCUGGCGAUCAACCGCCCGACUUCUCGGCUCUGGCAACGCAUAUGCGAACAGCAUCACAAAUGUUGGCUCAACUUGAUGCCACCAGCGGUAAACGGCCUCGUCAAGAAGUGGCAGCUAUUAGAUCAAAGAUUAUCGCAAGCAUGCAAAGUCUCGAAGAACAAAGCUUCGACCUCGACGAUGGCCAAGGUCCUACAUUCGAUUUAAUUAUGGCCAAGGCCAGUGCUAGCGCGGCCAGUGCAGCUAGUGCGGCGUCUUCGCCCCCUGAAGGUUCCGACUUAGAUGAAGAACUCGACCCGACGAGUAACUCAAGCGCCGGUGCCGCUCGGAUGGAGAACGACGCAAUGACGGGCGGGGUGCAGAGAAAGGGCGAUCGUGACGACCCUAGUGCUGCUGUAUUUGGAGAAGCGUGGAACAUGAAGAAAGAGCGGAUACGCAAGACCUCGCCGUACGGGUGGAUGAAGAAUUGGGACUUGGUCAGUGUGAUCGUCAAGACUGGAGCCGAUCUUCGGCAGGAGGCAUUUGCUUGUCAACUUAUUCAGGUCUGCCAUAAGAUCUGGGUCGAUGCCGGCGUUCCUGUAUGGGUGAAGCUGAUGCGAAUUUUGGUCACCGGAGAAUCAUCAGGCCUCAUCGAAACGAUUACAAACGGCGUCUCCCUACAUUCGCUAAAGCGAAGUUUAACUAUAGCAUCGAUUGAGUCAGGGGUAAACCCACGACGUCGAUUUGCGACAUUGAAGGAUCAUUGGGUGAAAACAUUUGGCAAGCCGGAUAGCGAGCCAUACAAGGCGGCGGUAGACGCUUUUAAGCGAUCCCUUGCGGCAUACAGCAUCAUCUCGUACAUAUUACAAUUGAAGGAUCGGCACAACGGCAAUGUGCUCAUCGAUAAUGAGGGACAUAUCAUCCACAUUGAUUUUGGAUUCAUGCUUUCAAAUUCUCCCGGAUCGGUUGGAUUUGAAGCGGCUCCUUUUAAGCUGACUUGGGAGUACGUGGACGUGUUGGGCGGUGUUGAUUCUCCAGAUUUUGAGGAUUUCAAGACAUUAUGCAAGCAAGCUUUCCAAGCACUUCGUCGAUCGGCCGACAACAUCGUCGAUCUAGUCAGCAUGAUGGGACUGGACUCGAAAAUGCCCUGCUACUCGGCGGGCGUGACGCAGGCUACGGCGACGCUGCGGCAGCGCUUCCAGUUGCAUCUCAGCGCGGACGCGGCGGAGAGCUUCGUGGAGACGGACCUCAUCACGAAGUCCCUCGGCAGCUACUACACACGACUUUAUGAUACUUUCCAGUACCGCACCCAGGGUAUAUAUUAAACGCGCGUAUGCGUUGAUGCGUAGAAGUGUGGCUUGUGGGGGAGGGGGAGGGAGGUGGUAGCAUCUUGUCUUGGCAUUUUGGCGGCGUUGUGGGGGAUAGAUUUGGUGAGAGAGAGACAGAGAGAGAGGGAGGAAGGGAGAGAUUUGGACUAUUCGAGCCCCGCACAGGACACUGUUGUUUUAGUUGAGAUGGCUGACAAGGCGACUAACCGAAACCCGUAUAUAUAGAUGAGCUGUUGUUGGUAUUGUUGGGGCUGUUGUCGCUACUAGCGCUCGUCGUUGUUGAUCUGGAAGGGUAGGGGAGAGGAGGUGGAAAUGAAAGGAAGCGAAGGCAUGCUGUUGUUAGGUAUGUAGGGGUCAGGACACGUCUUAGGUACGCGGGAUGGGUGUUUGUUAUACGCUCGUCUGGUGUCGAAGACUCAACUUAUAGGUGUUCUCCCGGCUAUCUAUAGGGUUAUAUAGUAGUUAUCGACUAUCUUCGAACUCAA
Molecule: messenger RNA, 3679 nt
Organism: Annulohypoxylon maeteangense
Lineage: Eukaryota; Fungi; Ascomycota; Sordariomycetes; Xylariales; Hypoxylaceae
Product: phosphatidylinositol 3
Exons: 5
Coding region: 180-3191 (1003 amino acids)
Biological process (GO): phosphatidylinositol phosphate biosynthetic process; phosphatidylinositol-mediated signaling
Cellular component (GO): membrane; cytoplasm
Molecular function (GO): 1-phosphatidylinositol 4-kinase activity
Source: RefSeq, a predicted model, not a curated record